Molecule: messenger RNA, 3192 nt
Organism: Magnolia sinica
Lineage: Eukaryota; Viridiplantae; Streptophyta; Magnoliopsida; Magnoliales; Magnoliaceae
Exons: 8
Coding region: 287-2782 (831 amino acids)
Molecular function (GO): chromatin binding
Source: RefSeq, a predicted model, not a curated record
AGAAAAAAGAAAAAAACCCUAGUUUUGAUUUACACAGGUUUUCAAGUUCUCAGUUUCACAACUCUCUCUCUUGAAAAAUCUCUCAUCUACUACGAACCGCUCUCUCUCCUCUCAUAUUACAAAAACGACCCUCUUCAAAAUUUCAAAUAAAACCCCGCCAAAAACUUCCUUUACCGAAACCCCCUCUCCCUCCCUUUUUUUUUUUUUUUUUCAAAUUUCCUCUCUCUCUCUCUCUCUCUCUCUCUGAUUCUUCCACAGCUCUAAUCCAGAGGCACUUCUCUCCCGCAUGGAAGACGACCACCCCACGGACUCGCAUAAGAGGGCGAGGCUAGAUUCAGGCGGCGGAGAUCUGAAGAGAGUCGCGGAGAUCGUGAUGGUCCUGUCGGCAAUGGGCAAGAUGCGGGCUGGCCGCGGCCCGUCCGCCGUGGAGAAGGGGCUGAUGGCGGAGGCGAGGGAGAAGCUGGCGGCGAUGUGCGAGUCGUCCGCAGUGGCCCCGAAGGAUCUCGUGACACGGGACGCGGUUAGGGUUCUGGUCGAAGACUUGGGGCUGAACCGCUCGAGGGAUGUGAUGAGGUUCGGGUUCCGCGCCCCGAAGAUGUCGAUUUCAGAGAAGUUUUCAUUCGUGAAGAGGAAGAUGGAAGAAUCCAAUGAAUUUGCUGCUCAAUCUGCUGCAUAUUCAUCUCAACCCCUGCAAGUGAGCUCCAGUGCAAACUUUGACAGCCAUGCAUCUUCAUGUAAUGCAGGUGCAACUCAUAUUCCUCCACCAGACAAACCGAGUUCUAUGCCCCUGUCUGCUGGAGGCUUUCAGCCUACUUCACCUCUAGUAUUUGUUCCUGCAUUAGCUCCUGCAUCAUCAAUGAACCAGUCACAAGUCAUGGAAAUGCCGCCAGCUUUUGUGCUCAUGCCAUUUUUUGGCAGCCCAGCACAAAGUGAUUCUUCUUCUUUGCAACUGGCUCGAACGGAAGCAGCACAUUUCAGAUUGGACGCACGCCCAGCUUAUUUAUCACAAGCUCAAGCAAAUUAUUCUGGCAAUCACUUGCUUGAGAAUGCUUCAACCUCUUCCGUGACAGUAGCUCAAGUUGGUCAAGCAACUAAUGUGCCAGAUCAUACUCCAACGGCUGAGGUAGCUCAGGAAGUUACUGCCUUUCAAUCAGUUCCUCAGGGUGUACAAGAUCAACUAUCUGCUGUUCAAACUGCAUCUGGAAAUCUACAGACGGUGCAUCAACCUAUGCAGGGAAUGAAUUUUGAGCAAGCUCAUUCACUUUACACUAACCACAAUGAAAUUGCUAGAAAUGUUCAGAAGAUAGUGCAACCAAAGCGUCGUGACAAUUCUAACUGGACUCCUCCAACUGAUUACAUGAGCAAAGCUUUAACUUGCCAAAUGUGCAAGGUUUCUGUCCAUGAUGUCGAAAGUUUACUUGUUUGUGAUGCUUGUGAAAAAGGAGUCCACUUGAAAUGCCUUCAGUCAUACUAUCAAAAAGGCAUUCCUGCAGGUGAUUGGCAUUGCCCCAAGUGCUUGUUGGCAAGCAACGGGAAACCCUUGCCCAAGAAAUACGGUCCUGUUUGCAGGAGUAUUAGUGCGUCAAAGGUAUCUUCAAACAAAAAUGGGGCUCAUUCUUCUGUGGAGAAGAGAGCGGAAAAUCCUGACCAAAAGGUUAAUCACCAGAAAAUAAUGCCGAAUGGUAACCCUGGUUUGGCGAAUCCUGCCCAUGUUGCCAGCACAGGAAAUAGCCACAUCGAGCCUUCUCCAGAUACGAAGAUGCCAAUUGCAAGAGAAGUGCAAGGUGCAGAUUGCUCAGUAAGUAGAUCGAAAAUGGGUGAUCGGUCUUAUACUGAAACAUGCAUGGAUUUCCCAAAGGAAAGGGAAGGGGUAGCUUUUGGUCUCGCUGAAACACCACACAAAAGUGCUCCUCAGCACAUUCAAAAUGGUGAAUCAUUUCCACAUGAGAUGGAGAAAUCAACAUCUGCACCUAUGUCUUUGCCAAAGGCGGAAUCAGAAAGCUCCUUUCCUGAUCAACAGUCUGAUACUGGUGUUGGUAACUUGCAUCAGUCUCAAGCCUUGCAUCGCUCACGAGAGGGUGUCAAAACGCGUUCUCAAACCUCUUCUAAAGCUUCUGCAAAUCAAAUGCAUGAAAUUGGCAAGCAUGCUUUCGAGGGGUUAAAAAGACCAGCUGAUCCAAGAGAGGUUUUCCAAUGUAAUCUGGGGAGUGAUAUUAAUUGGAAGGACCGACAUGUUGAUCAGGCAAUUCCCAAUGGGACCUUGGACAAUGGGAAUUCAGCCAGAGAUUGCAGCAUAUCCUCGUCGGAUGGCUUGCAUAGUGUGGAUUGGGUUGGUGACAUACUUCGGGUGGAGGAUGAGAGGGCAUAUUACUCGUCUUGUUGCAUCAAUGGAGCUGUGUACAAGCUCCAAGAUUAUGCUCUUAUUCGUUCAAGCAAUCAAAAUCCUUCCCCUUCAAAGCUUCUGGCUUUGUGGGAGGACAAAGAAACUGGGUCAAAGUGGGCUACUGCGAACCGGUGCUAUUUCCCCGCUGAUCUACCAGAGAUUGUUGGCAGACCAUGUGUCCCUGAAAACAGUGAGGUAUAUGAAUCAAAUCAUGGUAGAAAUAUAUCGGUUGGCUUAAUUCAUGGACCAUGUGAAGUUCAUCCUCCGGACAGGUUUAAGGAAGAAAUGGAGAUGAGAACUCAAACAGGGGGCGGAACAAACUAUGGAUUACAUCCAGUUUUCAUGUGCAGAUGGUUUUUUGAUGAAUCCAAAGGCCUCUUCCAACCUAUUACUGAUUAAUCCAGUGCAUGUACAUAUUUGAGCACCAUAUUCGAGGAUCGAUUGGAAGGCAAUUGUACAGUGGUUCCUGAGACCAGGGCAUGUGUGCAGUGGGGCCUGCCUUAAGAAUGCCCGGGAUCUCACACGUUUGCAUGGGAGGAUUCUUGCAUGGUUUUCCUUUUUUAUUUCUCCCAAAAUAUCAAGGAGGAUGUCGUGGAGUAUUGGGAAUCUUCCCUUUUGUUUUAUGAAAGCACGUACUGCUGCAGGUGGGCCCCUGGAAGAUGCAAGGUCAAUUCCUUCCCAUGUACACUAUGUAGCUCUACUCCAAAAGAUCACAUCCUUCAAUUCCUCAAUAGUAAUUGUAAUUUUCACCCCUUUUGUCCCACUGAUGUUGUAUAAAUAUUACCUUCAAUCGAUUAUCUGAAAGGGUC